Messenger RNA from Knipowitschia caucasica, 1029 nucleotides. The record is from the annotation of a GenBank genome assembly. Lineage: Eukaryota; Metazoa; Chordata; Actinopteri; Gobiiformes; Gobiidae.
AUGGAUUAUAAGAUGGAUGGAUAUUUGGACCAGCAAGUGCCUUUUACGUUAAAUAAGUCGCAAGGAAAUGGGCCUCUAAAUAGACUGUUGAUGGCAGCGAAAAGGAAAUACAUGGACACAGAAUUACCCCCUCAGGAAUCCGAAGACCUCUUCCAGGAUUUAAGCCAACUCCAGGAGACGUGGCUCACAGAAGCUCAGGUUCCUGACAGCGAUGAGCAAUUUGUUCCUGAUUUCCAUUCUGAAAACUCAGUGGCAUUUCACAGUCCUCCAGUCACUAUAAAGAAGGAACCUCAGAGUCCCGGGUCGGACCCCAGUCAGUCCUGUAGCCACAAGCAGACAUUCAGCUACCCCAGCGGAGAGCAGUGCCUUUACGCCAGUGCCUAUGAGCAAAAGAGGGCUGCAGCGGGGGCCAAGAGCUCCUGUCCCGGGACCCCUAUGUCCCCCAUGACGCAGCAGCACUACUCCCCCAAAUCCACUGCAGCUGGACGGCCCGAUGCGGGGUACAUGAACCACGCCUCGGCCACGCAGCCACUGCCCAGCAACAGCUUCCACCUCAAUCCCAGCUCCAGGUACCAGGGUCAUUCAGGAGACCCGAUGGGCCCGCCUCAGUUCCCCCCUCCAGCGCCGGCCUUCCAGCGCAUGCCCUCUGCCCCGUCGGGACACGGCAGCAGUGGGACAGGGGGAGGUGGGGGUCCAGGAGGAGGAGGAGGAGGAGGAGGGGGUCCUGGAGGAGGAGGGUAUCACCGGCAGCACUCGGACCCCUGCAUGCCCUACCUGCAGCAGAGCUUUAAGCAAGAGUACCUCGACCCCAUGUACGAGCGGGCGGCUCAGGGCCUGGCGGGACACGGGCACAGGGCACACCCGCACCCCCACCCUCACCCACACCCACACCCCCACCCUCACUCACAGCCGCAUCAGCACCGCUUCCCCCCCGCCCACAUGAUGGUCAAGCAGGAGCCCACAGACUACACCUACGAACCUGGUGAGUACAGAGGAGCUAGUUUUCCAACACAAAACCAAUGCUAUUAG